Molecule: messenger RNA, 4707 nt
Organism: Choloepus didactylus (southern two-toed sloth)
Lineage: Eukaryota; Metazoa; Chordata; Mammalia; Pilosa; Megalonychidae
Gene: NR2C2
Product: nuclear receptor subfamily 2 group C member 2
Exons: 14
Coding region: 264-2054 (596 amino acids)
Biological process (GO): anatomical structure development; positive regulation of transcription by RNA polymerase II; cell differentiation
Molecular function (GO): zinc ion binding; RNA polymerase II cis-regulatory region sequence-specific DNA binding; nuclear receptor activity
Source: RefSeq, a predicted model, not a curated record
UUCCCCGCGACCCCGGCGGCGCCCCCGGGCCCGCCCCCGCCAUCCCCGCUCCCACCGCGGCGCCUCGUCUCUCGCCCGCUUCCCCGCGAGCCCGCAGCCCCCGGGGCUCCCGCCAUCCGCGAGCGCCGGGAGCCCGGCCUCCCCGCGCCCUGCCCUCCGCGCCGGGGGCCGCCCGCCGCAGACACGGGACCAGUUUCGAGGCCGCUUUGGCGCCAAAUCCUGAGGUACCUCGUGCACAGACCUCUCGUCCAGAAUCUCCAGGGAUGACCAGCCCCUCCCCACGCAUCCAGAUAAUCUCCACCGACUCUGCGGUAUCCUCACCUCAGCGCAUUCAGAUUGUGACAGACCAGCAGACAGGACAGAAGAUCCAGAUAGUCACCGCAGUGGACGCCUCUGGAUCUCCGAAACAGCAGUUCAUCUUGACCAGCCCUGAUGGAGCUGGAACUGGGAAGGUGAUCCUGGCUUCCCCAGAAACAUCCAGCGCCAAGCAACUCAUUUUUACCACUUCAGACAACCUUGUCCCUGGCCGGAUCCAGAUCGUCACGGAUUCUGCUUCUGUCGAGCGUUUGCUGGGGAAGGCAGACGUCCAGCGGCCCCAGGUGGUAGAGUACUGUGUGGUCUGUGGAGACAAAGCCUCUGGUCGUCACUAUGGGGCUGUCAGUUGUGAAGGUUGCAAAGGUUUCUUCAAAAGAAGCGUAAGGAAAAAUUUGACCUACAGCUGCAGGAGCAACCAAGACUGCAUCAUCAAUAAACACCAUCGGAACCGCUGUCAGUUUUGCCGGCUGAAAAAAUGCUUAGAGAUGGGCAUGAAGAUGGAAUCCGUACAGAGUGAACGGAAGCCCUUUGAUGUGCAACGGGAGAAACCAAGCAAUUGUGCUGCCUCAACUGAGAAAAUCUAUAUCCGGAAAGACCUGAGAAGUCCUUUAAUAGCCACACCCACGUUUGUGGCAGACAAAGAUGGAGCAAGACAAACAGGUCUUCUUGAUCCAGGGAUGCUUGUGAACAUCCAGCAGCCUUUGAUACGUGAGGAUGGUACGGUGCUCCUGGCCACGGAUUCCAAGGCUGAAACAAGCCAGGGAGCUCUGGGUACACUGGCUAAUGUAGUGACCUCCCUUGCCAACCUCAGUGAAUCCCUUAACAAUGGUGACACUUCAGAAAUCCAGCCAGAGGACCAGUCUGCAAGUGAGAUCACCCGGGCAUUUGAUACCUUAGCUAAAGCACUUAAUACCACAGACAGCUCCUCACCUCCAAGCCUGGCCGACGGGAUAGACACCAGCGGAGGAGGAAGUAUCCACGUCAUCAGCAGAGACCAGUCCACACCCAUCAUUGAAGUUGAAGGCCCCCUCCUUUCAGACACACACGUCACCUUUAAGCUGACGAUGCCCAGCCCGAUGCCCGAGUACCUCAAUGUGCACUACAUCUGCGAGUCUGCGUCCCGCCUGCUUUUCCUCUCGAUGCACUGGGCUCGGUCAAUCCCAGCCUUUCAGGCACUUGGGCAGGACUGCAACACCAGCCUCGUGCGGGCCUGCUGGAAUGAGCUCUUCACCCUCGGCCUGGCCCAGUGUGCCCAGGUCAUGAGUCUCUCCACCAUCCUGGCCGCUAUCGUCAACCACCUGCAAAACAGUAUCCAGGAAGAUAAACUUUCUGGCGACCGGAUAAAGCAAGUCAUGGAACACAUCUGGAAGCUGCAGGAGUUCUGUAACAGUAUGGCGAAGCUGGAUAUAGACGGCUAUGAGUAUGCAUACCUUAAAGCUAUAGUUCUCUUUAGCCCCGAUCAUCCAGGUUUGACCAGCACAAGCCAGAUUGAAAAAUUUCAGGAAAAGGCACAGAUGGAGUUGCAGGACUAUGUUCAGAAAACCUACUCGGAAGACACCUACCGAUUGGCCCGGAUUCUCGUCCGCCUGCCGGCACUCAGGCUCAUGAGCUCCAACAUAACAGAAGAACUUUUUUUUACUGGUCUCAUUGGCAAUGUUUCAAUAGACAGCAUAAUUCCCUAUAUCCUCAAGAUGGAGACGGCAGAGUAUAACGGCCAGAUCACUGGGGCCAGUCUAUAGUGUCCACCACGCACUUGCAGAGGAGUAAAGGAAUCCUCCCAGAACUGCUCAGAUACCAAGAGAAAAAAAGUACUGGCAUUUUGGUAUGUGCAUAUAUUUCCAGAAUGUUAGCCAUUUCCUACCUGGUUUCUUCUUGUGUAUUAAUUCCUGACAAUAGCAACUAAAAGAAUAGUAGGAUCCUUUCCUGCCAUGAGAUAGUUUUAAUGCCUUUUGAUGAAGCAGCAGAUUUUGGAGCAAUCUUUUAACUCAAUUUGUAUUUAGAAAUUCUCAAAGGGCAAAAAACAAAAAAAGUUUUAUAACGUCAGAGACUAGUAUUAAACUAAAAGAACCUAAGAGAACAGUAUGUGUGUAUAUAUAUUAAAAAUGUCCUUGGAAUUAAUAGCUACUAAUUACCAGGGUAAUAAUAAUAUUAGCACUUUCUAAGCACUUCUUGUCAAUGUGUAAUGUUAGCAACAUCUUGCCUGUGGGCAGGGCAAGUGGAAAACUGUAUAUGUCUUUUGCCGAAAUGCUAAUGAUUUCUGUGAAAACUCAUUAGGGUACAGGAGACAAUCAUUUAUGUUUAAGAAGGCAUCAUUCCUAAUUUUAUGCACAUAUUGGUGGUGGUGAGCCAAAUUCCUAUGAACGAAUGAAAACCUGGCUUCUUUGCAGCAUGCAGUAAAUGGAAGUCUGGUAGCACAAUCGGUGACCCAAACCAAAAGCUUCCAGCCAGAGUUGAAUCUUGGCAGGUUCCCUGUUCUCUUGUGAGUGUCUGCAGACUCCUCAGGGACCUGCUUCUCUUGUGAUGACUGGUUCUAAAAACCAGAUGGCAACUCAGUCUGAGAUGAACUGCCAAACAAGACAUGCAAUUCCUCUGGCAACCAAGAACAUCCCCAAAGCUCCACUACGGCUCAUGGCACACAGGCCUUCUGACCAGAAAGCACCAGGUGGGGAUCUUGAAUGUACUUCCUGAAUGCGAUCUGGGGUGGCUGCAUGUUGUUCAGAUGGAGUGUGGCUUUCUUUGAGUGUGAGGGUCCCUUCCUAGAGGUUUCCAUUCGGAAUGUUCCUUUGAGAAGGGCUUGCGUUCCUGCAGUUGAGUCGGAACCGAGUGGUUGGAUUGGAGCUGUACCGGAUGUCUUGCCUGGCCAGGACAGCCAAGGCCUGAAGCUGAAGGGAAGGUUUCGAGUUUCUCCCUGUUGACCUUAAAACAUCAGGGUUUUUCAAAAUGUCCCCAGAAUCAGCAUUUCUGUCGGCAGGACUUUUAAUGGUGCUGGUACACUGUGCACUUUGGUUCCCCGGGCGUGUGCCAGCAGACAGCCCCUGGAGCAUUUUAAAUGGUGGAUGCAGAAGCAGGCUCCUGCUCCUUAAAAAACAGCAUUCAGUUCCCCAGGUUAUAUUGUUUCUCGUCAUAAAUUAUAGCAACUAUAAUUUACAGGAACAGAAUAUGAUUAUAAGGAAGUUUUAUCUAGAGUAGAGUAACCAUAAAUUCCCAUGGAUAUGAUAAGCAGCAAGCGUUUCCCAUUUGGGAAAAGUGGCAUGUCAAAGACUGGGUCAAGUACUUUGCAUUUUUUUUUGUAUUGCCAGAUUACAAAAAUAGAUCCUGUAAGGUCAAAUUUGUACCUCUUGAACCUUCAGAUCAGAUGUCCAGAAAGAUCCCAAUUCACUCUCCUCCUGUGCAGACGCUCUCUGAUCUGGCGUAGGCACACAGUGUCCAGGCUGGUGCCUCACGUGGCCCAAACUGCAGAGGGGUCUGCCCAGGACAGUACUGGGUAGGGGCGGGAGGCCUGUGCCAGGCAAGGCAACCUCAGGAGUCCCUGUGGUGCCGUGUUGGACAAGCUGAAAGUUGCCCCACGUUUAAGGCAAAAGUGGGAUGCUUUAUCCUAAAAUACGUGUUAGCAGCACCUUAUGAAAGUCAUUGUUAGUGAGAUUUAAGUGGCAACACUAUCUCCAGCUUCUAAAUUCCCACCUGAGUCUAAUUAUAUAAUUGAUAGUUCAUGCCUUGGAAGCAAAUUUUAUAGAAUAGUAAGGGUGACAAUUAUAAAAUGAUGGAAAGGAUUUAAUUUUACCAGCUUAAUUUUUAGUUUUCUGACUCUAAAAUGUACUGAAUUUCAAAAUUAAAACUAGAAGUGUGCCAAGACAAUAGAGUCAGGGUGGGCCUGUUUCAUUUCUGCUUGUGAAGUAUUUUGGUAGAGGGCAUUUUGAAGCCCAUUUACGCAUCUUAUCCAAAGUAUUGCCUAUUUUUCUCUUGUUUUGACUUUUGAACGUAAGCAUGUCUGUUGAUCAUGUAGUAAUUCCCUGGGAAUAUAUGUGGGCUCAUCUUUCAGAUACGAGUUCUCAGUGUUAGUGGAAAGGUCCACAGCCAGGGCAGCCUGUGUCCACUCUGCUGCUUAGACUCGACUGCCUUGAGAUACUGGGGCAGCUUAGCCAAGACCCAGCCUGGGGUCCCAAGGAUGCCACCGUUUAGAUAUGAUGGGAACGGGUGGUGAUAACCGGCAGGAAGACAAUGAAUACUUGGUCAAGGAGGUGCCAGGCUCCAGCCCUGGAAGAAAACAGGUGUCAGCUUGGAAAGUUGCUGAUUCGAACCUGGUCCUGCCCCUUGCAUCCCUUCAGUGGUGGUGGUUGACUGUAGUUUACCAUCUGGGUUUUGAACCCUCUCUCCUUAAUUUCCCAGAUCCUC